This is a messenger RNA of Pezoporus flaviventris, 662 nucleotides long. Its product is annotated as molybdopterin synthase catalytic subunit. Gene Ontology annotation, molecular function: molybdopterin synthase activity. Bases 156 to 623 code for a protein of 155 amino acids. Gene Ontology annotation, cellular component: cytosol. The record is from RefSeq and is a predicted model, not a curated record. The transcript has 5 exons. Gene Ontology annotation, biological process: Mo-molybdopterin cofactor biosynthetic process. NCBI's taxonomy places the organism in Eukaryota, Metazoa, Chordata, Aves, Psittaciformes, Psittacidae.
CUGUCCCUCCAUAUUGAUACUCUUUUGAGAGAGCAUAACUUGUUUUUCCUGCUGCAGAAAACGUUGACCAGAAACCACAAGUUAGUGCACCAGUAAAUGAUUAACACAUAAACGGUAAAUGAAAGAAAAUUGCCAGAGAGCUUUUCUAGUGAGCUAUGGAUGAAAGCAAAGAUGUGCCAAAAGAUUUUAUCAAGCUCAAGUCUGAAAAGCUCUCUGUAGAUGAAGUGUCAGAGCUGGUCAUUUCACCAUGCUGCGGGGCAGUGUCUCUGUUCAUUGGUACUACAAGAAAUAAUUUUGAAGGGAAGAAAGUGAUUCACUUAGAAUAUGAAGCAUAUAUGUCAAUGGCAGAGACUGAAAUAAAGAAAAUCUGCAGAGGUGUUAGACAGAAAUGGCCGUCAGUCAAACAUAUUGCAGUGCACCAUAGACUUGGUGUGGUUCCAAUAACUGAAGCAAGUGUAAUUAUUGCAGUCUCCUCUCCACAUAGAGCAGAAUCCCUUGAAGCUGUAAUGUACUGCAUCAAUACCUUAAAAGCAUCCGUCCCAAUAUGGAAAAAGGAGAUUUAUGAGGACGAAUAUUCUUGGAAAGAGAACAAGGAAUGCUUUUGGGCAAAUUCAGAAAAAUAGCUUAACUCUUAAAAAUAAAGUGUUACUGUUUCUAAUGAG